AUGGCGUCUAAAGCCCAUGUGGAAAAUUGGUUGGAUAAUGGAAACAAUAAGAAAGCUCUUCAAGAGGCAGAUAAGGUGCUUAAGAAACAUCCAAGCAAUCAAUGUGCCAGAAUGCUCAAAGCUUUGGCUUUAUUACGACUUGGCAAAGAAGAUGAGUGUCAAGUUAUUAUGGAUAAAGUACGUUCAGAAGUACCCUGCGAGGAUUGUACUCUACAGGUUAUGAGUAUUUGUUACAGAGAGAUACAUCAACCAAAUAAGAUUAGUGAAGUGUAUGAAGCUGCUGCUAAAGCAGAUCCGAAAAAUGAGGAAUUAUUAACGCAUCUUUUCAUGUCUUAUGUACGUGUUGGAGAUUAUAAGAAACAACAACAAACAGCACUUGCUUUAUACAAACUAAAACCAAAAAAUCCUUAUUAUUUUUGGGCUGUGAUGAGUUUAGUUAUGCAAGCUAUAUGUGCAGAUGAAAAGUUAGCAAAAGGAGUUAUUUUGCCUUUAGCAGAGAGAAUGGUGUUAAAAUUAAUUGACGAAGGAAAAAUGGAAGCAGAGCAGGAAGUUCAACUUUAUUUAAUGAUAUUGGAGCUUCAGGGUAAAAGUGAAGAAAUGUUAAAUGUUUUAUCUGGGCCCUUAGCUUCUCACCUGUCACCUGUUCCACAACGCAAAGCAGCACUUCUGUUAAAGUUGGAUCGUUUUCCUGAAGCAGCAAAUGCGUGUAAAGAACUUAUCAGUGAAAAUAUGGACAAUUGGGCAUACUAUCAAGAUUAUCUUUUUGCUGCUCUUAAAUUUCAAAAACCAGAAGAGUGUUUAGCCUUUUUUGAUAAGAUUAUAACUACAUCAGAGAAAAAAGUCAGGGCUCCAUAUUUGGCUAAAUUUGAGUUAUUCAAACGUACUAAAAACGAUGGAGUUAUUGAAAAUACUACGGAUCCUGUGGAUUUAAUGUAUCAAUAUUUUUCACAAUUUGGAGAAAAAGACUGUGUUGUUGGAGAUCUACGAUUGUACUUAAAUUUACUAACACCUGCAGAUAAAUUAGAACUGCUACAGAAGAUAGAGAAAGACGUGGGUGUUAAACCAGAAGAAUUCCCAAUUACUUUACAGCAAAUGCAGAAGCACAUUCAUUUACAACAAGUGCGUCGUAUCUGUGGUAUGCAUCAUUCCCCAAAUGUAGGCACCAAUGAACAAAAGCAACUGGUAGAACGAUUAUGUGAAUUAUAUGAAAAGGGUAAUGAAUUAUGUCCAAUUCAAGAAAGAUUACCAACAGAUUUUUGUCCUGCGGAUUCUUAUAUCCUUUUAGCGUCAGAUUUACUGCAUGAAUUGUGGUGCGACACCGAUGAAGCAUCUUAUCUCUACAGGGCAAUGUCGAUAUUAGAACGCGGUUUGUUAUCAAGUCCAGCAAACUUUUAUAUAAAAAUUAUACUUGUGCGAAUAUAUUUGGAAGCAGGAUUAGUGGGUGCAGCAGAUAACAUUUUUACGUCUUUAGAUGUUAAACAUAUUCAAUUAGAUUCUUUGGGUCAUUUACAUGCGCCACUGCUAGCUCCGCUUGGCCACCUUUCCUUGGCGUCAACAACUUUAGAUCACUCCAAUAGAUUUUUCAUUGCGAACUGCAAAGAUAGUGCAGAUCAUUUAACGUUUGCCUAUAAAUAUGGCAGUUUUGUAAAGAUUCAAGAAUUUGUGGAGUUAAGAGAACGUUUGGAAAACUCCUUCCACUUUGUUAUGACUACAGUAGAUAAAAUGCUCCUAGAAUUAAGUUGGUGUGAUAGCCCCACAUCGCUCUUCUCAACUAUAAAUAACAUGCAUAUUCAACCCGACGAAGAUUCAGUUCGUUUGAAUUCUCUGCGGGAUAAUCGUGACUUGUUGGUGGUCUGUGGAUGGGAACCUUUAACAGAAGAUGAAAUAGAUCCUAGGAUGCAAGAAGAAACACGCGUGUGCAUGUUAAGAUUACUUGCAGCGAGGAAUUUAAUGCUGAAAAUUUUGGCAACAUGUGCUAUGUCAGAUUCUUCUUCGCUUUUAUGUAGAUUAUCUAUUGAAUUGAAGCAGCUAGAUAAUGAACAGAUUCCAUUGGCACUUCAAAAGUUUGAAUCGGAAGGAAAAAGAAAUAGACCGUGUAAAAUACUGGUUCCUAUGGACGCAGUAGAAAGGUUACGCGAAGCCCAUUAUUCGGAGCAGUUGAAGACAAUUGCUCGACUCGCGGAAUCGUUAUCUCAGUCGCGUUAUCCUGACUUUGAAUGUGUUCAAAUGCUACGAGCAUCUCCGUGUCUUCAGACAAUAGACAUGCCUGAAAAAGGAAUUCCAGUGUCGUUUAAGCAUUUCCUAUUAAGAGCAUCUACGUGUAGCGAGUCUCUUGCAAUUAUUAGUGCCAUAUGUACUAUCUGCGCAACGCAAUUACAACCACAGACAUCACAUAAGAAAAAUAAAAAGAAGUAUUCUAAAGAAAUAGAAUCUGAUCCGUUAAAUGAUAAUUGCCAUAGCUGGAAAGAUAUUGCGAUGUUACUUAUAGAAAGGAUUCACAAUUUAGAUCUGAUGCUAACUGAACUUGAAAAGUAUCAACUAAAUACGGGACUGAAUAAAGAUGAAGAUGAUAUACGUGCAAUGAUAAUUAAGUACGGCCAAGCUAGUCUGAGACAAAGCUGCAGAUCGUUAAAAUCUCGAGCUCAAAUCACACUAAAACUCUUGAAUAGUUUAAAAAGGUGAAAUUGUACGAAAAUCCUUGUACAAAGAAUAUCCAUCCAACGAUUUACUGACUUUUAAAAUUGAUUCAUUUAUUGUGUAUAUUACUCUUACUUAGUCCUAACCAAUUAUAAAU
This is a messenger RNA of Dufourea novaeangliae, 2794 nucleotides long. It is a transcript of the gene psidin, whose product is annotated as N-alpha-acetyltransferase 25, NatB auxiliary subunit. Gene Ontology annotation, biological process: N-terminal peptidyl-methionine acetylation. Gene Ontology annotation, cellular component: cytoplasm; NatB complex. Gene Ontology annotation, molecular function: protein-N-terminal amino-acid acetyltransferase activity; protein binding. The record is from RefSeq and is a predicted model, not a curated record. The transcript is spliced from 10 exons. NCBI's taxonomy places the organism in Eukaryota, Metazoa, Arthropoda, Insecta, Hymenoptera, Halictidae. Bases 1 to 2682 code for a protein of 893 amino acids.